GAGUUGUUAUUGUCUACCUUGGGUGCACGCUCGGGUGGGACGCCGUAACUUAGCGACGGUUGAAAUCCAAGAGGUCAACUGUUUGUGGUGUCUCCUUCAAGCACGUCUGUCUUUUUCCGAUGGGAUAUUUGUGUGGACAGUAAACGGAGCUCCACUGGAUAAGGAACAGAUAAUUGGACAAAGGACGACCUCUACCCCGCUGUCGCCGAAUUAAUACAGAUCCUCAUUGUGUGACUGGCUGCACUCUACACUUCCUCCCUCGCUAUUUGGGGGAAGCAGUGGUCCACCAUCACAGUCAGAGCUUCGUGGCAAAAGAGGGGUAGAUCCACAACCUGGUGGUAGGAGAGAGGUAGAGGCAGGAUGAGUGGCAAGGCUCGCGGGAAGAAGAAGGAUGAGAAGCCACCACCCGCCACAGGACCAGGCAGUCGCAUUGUAUCGCUGCCCGAACCGCUUAAAAAGAAACACAUCAAGAGGCUGGAGGAUGGCAAGGUGCACCUUCAGUUCGGAACCGCCAACAUGAAGUCCCUCCCUAUUGAAAUCUACGACAACGAGGAGCUGAGUGCUCUAACCGUCCGCUUCAACGCCGAGAACAACCGCUUGAAGAAGCUGCCCAAGUCGUUGGCCGCCCUGGAGAACCUGGAGUACAUCGACGUCAAGAACAACGCCAUGUCUUCAUUUCCAGCUUCUGUCUCUCGCAUGAAGAAGCUCGUCACUCUGGAUGUCACCAACAACUCCAUCAAAAAGCUGCCACCGGCCAUCCACAAAGCCACCGCCUUGACCACACUGCUGGCCCCUAACAACCGUCUACGUGCCCUUCCCAAGAACAUCGGCAAAGCGGGGUCCCUGGAGUUCCUCGAUGUUUCUCAUAACCUGCUCAAGAGCUUCAAGAAGGGUGUGUAUGAGAUGCCUGGCCACAUAGAUCUUUCCAGCAACAGGCUGACUGACAUGCCGGCAGCCACAGUGAAGAAGCCUCACAUCAAGCGCCUGGACCUGGCCCACAAUUCCAUCGCCGUCGUCCCGGAGUCCAUCGACCGUCUCAAGUGCCUCACCCACCUCGACCUGUCCUACAACUCCUUAGAUGAACUGCCGGCUCAGAUUGGGAUGGUCAAAUACCUGCACUAUCUCGAUAUCUCCAACAACACUCUGAAGGCUAUCCCAGACGAGAUCUGUUGCUUAGGCUAUGCUCUGGACACCCUGAGGCUAGCUAACAAUGAGAUAGCUAAGCUGCCGGACGACCUGCACAAACUCAAGAAACUGCGAGUCCUGGACCUUGCUCACAACCAGUUCGAGUACAUGCCCACCUCCACCGCCCAGCUGCCAGCCAUCAAGACCAUCAAUGUGUCCGGCAAUAAACUCAGGUCAAUGAAAUUUGCUGUGACCUUAACAGGCCUGGAGCAGUUGUAUGUGGCUGACAACUUAGUGGAGGUGAUACCUGAUGAGAUUUUCCACAUGAAAGCUCUCGUCACUUUGGAUGUCUCUGGUAACAGUAUCCGUGAGUUGCCAGAGUCCAUCGGGAAGUUGCGGGCUCUGAAGUCCCUGAAUGCUGCCCGGAAUAAGAUCAGCCAACUGCCGGAAACUCUGGGCCAGGACCAGCUGCUGACUUUCCUCGAUGUCUCCAACAACCGCCUGACGGUCGUGCCCUCAGACCUUCGCAAACUGAGGAAUCUGGAAUCAUUUCUGAUCGGACAUAACGAGAUAGCUGCCAUGCCCAAAUCUAUCGAAUUCUUGUACCAGAUUCGAACACUGGAUGUCGGUACCAACGGUCUUACCGAGCUAACACUGCCCAAAACUCUGACUCAUCUGGUACUGUCUGACAACCCUCUGAUUGUCAAUUCGUCUGACUACCGCUCCACCUUGGUUGUCAUGGGCGACAAAGACCACCUCCGCAACCUCACGCACCUGAAGCUGUGCAAGCUCGGCCUGGAUGAGGUUCCGGCCUCUGUCUUCAAUCUGCGGCUGCUGAAGCACCUGGACAUGUCUCAGAACCACAUCAAGACGCUGACGGACAGUGUGUGCAAGCUGCGGGGCCUGGAGGAGCUGGUGGUCAGCAACAACGAGCUGGAAGGUCUGCCAGCAGGCCUCUACGCUCUCCAGCAACUCCGCCGUCUGGUUCUGCGAGAGAACGGGCUGACAGAGUUCCUGCCCGCCAUCCUCAAGCUCUUCUCCAUGGAGGAGCUUGAUCUGUCCUAUAACAAUCUACGGCUGCUGCCAGACAACUUCGGCGACUUGAAGAAACUGCAGCGCUUGGACCUGUCCCACAACGACUUGGUCAUGUUUCCCCAGGACCGCGUUGAUGUGCUGGCCUCGCUGUACGAGCUGGACGUGUCCCACAACCACAUCGACCAGAUGCCCAUCCACUUUCCCUACCUCUACCGACUACGCAUCCUCCGUGCCAAGAGCAAUGACCUGACCUCCCUGCCAGGUGAAAUGGAGCGGCUUCAGUCCUUGGAAAUAUUUGAUCUUUCCGACAACAUCCUGGCGGCGCUACCUGAGACCAUCUGCAAGCUGCCGGCCAUUCGUGAGUUGGACGUGUCGGACAACAAAAUAACCGUCGGCUUCCCUAAGGCCUGGGAAAACCUGCGGCAGAGGGCGACGGUAGUAUGCGGGGAGCAGUCGUCUCAUAAAGAGAGACCGCCGCAGGAUCGACCACAGAAAGAGGAAGAGGUUAAGGACAGUCCCAAGGGAAAAAAGAAAGGCGGGAAAAAGAGUCCAAGCAGUGCCAGGAAGAGUCCAAGCAGUGCCAGGAAGAGUGAUGUUAUAAAGUCCGCCCCACCAGUAGCCACAUAAAGCCAACAGCUGUGAUAUUUAGGGUCCAAACAGUUUUGUAAAUAUCUUAUUAAUGCUCACUCCGUAGCUUCUGAUGCACAGGUGACAGGCUGUCCUGUGCUCAGCUCUCUGUUUACAGGGAGUUGACAUCUGUUUACAGGGCUGGCUGC
Pomacea canaliculata is the source of this 2936-nucleotide messenger RNA. Its product is annotated as leucine-rich repeat protein lrrA-like. Bases 361 to 2787 code for a protein of 808 amino acids. The record is from RefSeq and is a predicted model, not a curated record. NCBI's taxonomy places the organism in Eukaryota, Metazoa, Mollusca, Gastropoda, Architaenioglossa, Ampullariidae. Gene Ontology annotation, molecular function: protein binding. The transcript has 7 exons.